GAGGGUCGAGAACGAGAUAGGCAGUCGGUAGCGACGCGUCCCAGGCGCGAGUCGCUGCACAAUGUAUCUCGCGGGAUCUCGCAGGCCAACGGCCAACGCCGUCACGGUCCCGGUGCUGCUUCUACGAGUAUGGCUCGUGUCGCUCGUGUUCGUGUGGUGCCCGGUGUUCUGCCAGGAGAGCCUGACCAACCGCAUGCGGACGAUCAGCGAGGAUUUGGACCGGCAGCUGAACGAGAUAAUGGCCUCGCAGGCGCUCAGCUACUCCACGGUCAACACCGCCGGGCUGCCCUACAACGCCACCACGAAGUUCAAUCCGAAGGGCAUGGGCCAGCUGUACAAUGUGACGAACAUGUUCAUCGACCUGGUACAGAGCAAGCAGGCGUAUCCCGCUGGUAUGAUCACCGUGGUGGACGGCCAACCGGUUCUCGCAGAUCCUCUUAAGGAAUGGAAGAUCCUGGUGACCCAUUACGGCGGACUGGCCUGCCUCGCCUUGGUCGGACUCCUCGUGGCGACUACUAUCCCCUGCGCGGGUCUCUUCUUCUGUUGCUGCAGAUGUGCGGGCCACUGCGGCGCCCGUAGCCAACCUUUUGACAAGAAGCACGAUCAUUGCAGGAAGAUUAUGCUCAGCAUCGUGCUGAUCGGCGUCGCCACCAUUCUGCUUUUCGGUGUGGUGUGCGCCUUUGUCACCAACGAGUACAUGCAGGAAGGCACCAAAGAGCUUCCGCACAACGCGAAGACCAGCCUGAAGGACGUAAAGCUGUACUUGAGCUCCACGAAACAAGAGAUCGAGAAUCUGCUGAAGACCAACUGCGAAGAGCUGGAGGUCACGCUCAACAAUAUCCUGCAGGCCAGCGGCAAGAUCGUCACCGAGCAACUAGCAGAAUAUUCGCACGCCGUCUCCCUGACGAAUCUUAAUGACAUAGUUACCGGUCUGGAAUCGAUCAGGGAGGAUCUGAAGCUUAUGAAUAAAAUAACACAGGAAUUGCGAAUGAAUGCCAGCCAAUUGGAUAUCGUUGUUCGUGGUGUCAAGAAGAAUCUUCUCCACACACUGGCUGCGUGCACGACUGACAAGUGCCAGCGAGUUCUGCACGACUAUAAAGUGAACCAAAUGUCGGUCCAAGUAGACUUCGAUAAGUACAUGGACCGAUACUUCCCGAAGCUUCAGUCUCUGCCGGACGUCACGUUCGCGUUACACAACAUCACCGUGCUCAUGGAGGGCAACAUAGUGUCGGAGGUGAGCCAAGGCAGGGAAUCGUUCCUGAAGAUCCAGAAGGACAUCCAGCACGCCGUGAAUCAGACGAUCCCUGUGGUUAGCGCGAGUAUCCGACGUGCCUGCAACUUCCUAACGAUCAUCGCCACUAACAUGACUGCCCUCAUUGACAGACUGAACGCCGACAUAGAUAGAGUUUAUAUUCCACAUUUAGACGUCGCCCGGAGCAAUAUAGAUCAGUAUUCACCUUAUAGAUACUAUCUCGGCCUGGGCAUAUCCGGUAUUCUCCUGACUGUCUUGAUGUGCCUGACAUGCGGCCUUCUCUGUGGCAUUUGUGGAAAGCGCCCGGACGGAUACGGCGACGAUUGCUGUAACAAAGGGUCAGGUGCACGGUUUCUCAUGAUGGCCGUGUGGAUCAUCUUUCUCCUGACGAGCGUGCUGAUGAUUGUAACCGUGGCUCACAUGGUGACCGGUGUUAUGGUUCAACGCGGUAUCUGUGAGCCCCUAAAGAAUCCGAAGGACAACAGAAUGUUUGAGCUGGUCGACGAGCUCGUACAGAUCAAGAGAAUACUUUAUCCCAAAAAUCCGAAAGCUGAUAUCAAUAUGAGUUAUAUCGUUACCAAGUGCCAUGAAAACGAGACGCUUUACAACGUGCUGAAUCUGAAGAAUCUCUACGACGUAGAGAAUCUGCGCGAUUACGCCGGGCGUUACGAUAUCAACGACACGAUUCAACAGCUGCGACGCAAGAUCAGCCUGUCUCCCGGCGUGGUGAUCUUAAAGGAUAGCGCGAGGUCCAAGCUGAACGACCUCGCGCAGAGUGGUCUCAGCGAUAUCAAGUUCUAUCAGUAUGCCGAAUUGCUCGCCGAGAACAUCACGAAUAUCAAUCUGGAACACCUCGCCAAACAGUUGCGCGAGGUUUCCGCCAAGUUGCCGAGCGGGCAGGAGGACAUCAGGGACAGUCUCGAGAAGAACGCCCACGACUUGGAGCAUUAUCAUAGAGAUCUGGUCAUGCCGAUGGCCACGCUCAGCGAUCAGCUAAGCGCAAACGCAUUGAUGCUUCAGGAGAACAUCAAGUUCAAUCAUAGCUCGAUGGCGGAAGCUAUUCACGAUCUAGUGGAGGAAGUCACUAAGGCGCAACAGUUCCUGAAUAAAGACGGUCCGGAAUACGUCCAAUACCUCGCGACCAGAUUUGGUAAUGCGUUUCUACUUCAAGUGGACAAAUUCCUCGACCACGUCAUUCUGACAGCCAUAAAAGAGAUCGGAAGAUGCGCUCCCGUCUCGAACGCUUACAACGCGACACUCGUGGCAGGAUGCAAUAAGGUUCUGGAUCCAUUCAACGGCUUCUGGGCGAGCGUCGGCUGGUGCUUGAUCCUAUUCAUACCGACCAUAGUGCUCUGCGUGAAGCUGAGCGCCCUGUAUCAAAAGUCGGAUCCGUACCCGGGGCCCCUCGUCGAAGCAGCUUCACUAGGAGACACAAACACAACAUAUACAUCGUUCACGACAAGAAGCAUGUUUCCCACGGCAGGCACCAUCCGUCGGCGUACGUGGAAAGUUAUGACGGACCAGCAGGCUACAACGAGCGCGAGAGGGUCUCCGACGCUCAUCAAAGUACGUCGCAUCAUGACUCAAGAUACUCCGAUCUGGCGCCGAAGUGAGUGGGAACCCUGCGGGGGGGUCAACCUCUCGCGUCUCUCGAUACGCCUCUGCACAAAUUGGGACUUUCCCAACGGUGGACCGCCAAGGUAUCAACCAGCUGCCGGGGCCCCGCCUCCAUUAAGCACCGAAUAUGAACGACCGCCGCCCUAUUACUAUCCUGGACCGGGGGAUAGAAAUUAGGAAACAAGUGCCGUGGCAUGCACGAAAGCAGCGCUGAACAGUGUGGCAACGCACAGCCUCACGCGCAGUUACAAGCGAACGCUCAAGAAGAGAGAGAAGUCCGGAUGCAAGAGAGACUACGUGUAAUCCCUCGCGUUGUUCCUGAGCGUGCCACGGAUUGUGCGAACACCCAAAGUAACUAAAGACCAAGUUUGAUACAGACUGAGAUAGGCUAAUGAUCUUCUUCGCGACGUGUUUCCUUUCGUUUUUCACUUGAGCGGAGCGAAAAUGCGGAGCGUGUUAUCGACAUACGUAACGCGCAAAUCCUCCCUUUAUUUUAGGCGUUUUCCUUAAGAAUUUCAAAUACUCGCGUGUCUCGUUACCACAGAGAGGCACAUGUCGUUUUUCUAGGACGGAGCAAUCGGCGAGCGUGUCACGCUCUUCCUGUCCGUUUCUCCAGUUUCCCUUCUUUCGCUCGGAAAUGUUAAGGUGUUCAAUUAUGACUCAUUUGGUAUUCUUUUUUAUCUAUUAAGCGGUAACAAGCACGACGUGCUUGUACUUUCUCGCAAUCGCUGCCGACUCGUUUCGAAUCAUUUCGACCGUAUUUCGGAAUAAUGGAACGCAGACGUGGACAGAACGAUCGAUCGAGUGCGAGAAGUGGUUGAAGGAGAACAAGAGCCGAUCGAGAAAAAGAGUGAGAAAAAGAAAGAAAGAAAAUUCCUUUGCGUAGCGAAGACACGAAAAGACUGUGCGACGUAUCGUGAGAAGCCUCACCGUUCUCAUGUGUACUCGCAUAUCCACCGACCGAGCUACGUAAUGCACAAAAUAUUAAACGCUGCCAAUUCAGUGCGUCGCAUUUUUUAGCCCGCGAGAUAAGGGGCCAGCCGUUGUAUCCGCACCAGAGAGAAAAAUUCGCGAUCCGCGAUGAAAAAUUAACAAACGGAUACUCCGUUCAAACGAUAUAUCCGAUUGCUUCUGGGGUCAUCCGAUCAAGUCUCCCGAUCGAGUCGAUCGGAUAUCCGUAUAGCGCCGUCUGUUAAUUUCUGAUCGGCUCGUGGACUCGGUGCGGACGUCGAGUAUACCGCGGACCGGUCCGCCCGUUUCCAAGUGCACUGAACCAACGCCAUAUGAAAAUGCCAAACGAGAAACACACGUGUGUGUGAUCCACACGCGGCAGCACGCACGAGUGUCGUCGCGGCUCAUCGUACAUUUCGGAUCUCGCUCGUCUCUAGCCGAGGAAGAAAUGCCUUUAGAAAAAAGGAGACAAACUGAUCAUUCUUAUAUCUGUGCCGCGCCCGGCGGCGAUACCCACCGCGGCUUCCCGACUCGCGGCGGAGAGAAUUCCCGAGAGCGACCGUCGCCACCGUCGCUAUUAUAAAUACUCUGUGUACAUGGAUUUUUAAGUAGCCGUUUUCUUACUACUGUUAUCUUACUGUAUAACUUAUCGAUAUAAGCCGACGAUUUCGAUUCCUACACCGCGUAGACGGUGCGCCGUGCGUACACGUUUGCUUGUAUAAACGGGUCUACGCGCUGUACGAAUCUCUCGAUGUGUGUAUUAUCGCGGCAUCAUUGCCCAUUGUCCGUCUCGGGUGCAAUAAUCUCCCGACGCACGUGCGAGCAUUCCACGUUCGUCCAAGUUCAUUUUAUUCGCAUCACGCGGUGAAUCCCUGAAGGUUUAUAUGGUGCACGCGCCAAAUCGUUCGCGAAAUGCUGCCUUCGCGGGCCAGCCGACAAUUAACGUCGCGAACUAGUUCUGGUAUCGCACCUAUAUAUGCUCAUGUAGAUCCACCGAGCCGACCGUCUCUGAGAGACCUUAGUAUCGGAGAAAUUCAGAAUCGAAGAAAUCACACACGAAUCAUUUGCUUACGCAACAAUAUACAUCACACUUUCAAGCAAGGAAAUCGCUUGUUUAGAAAACUCGCCGUUCAGCGUAAACUUACAUCUCAACAUUGUUGCCAAAAAUAUGGAAGAAGAUUGUAUGAACUCUUAGCAAAAUUCUCGUUGUAACUCGAACGUGAGGGACAUUACGAAGGACGUUGCGGAGAUGAUGAGUAAUAAGAACGGACCGACAAUGAGAGACGCUCUGGCACUUGCUCUCGCGCGUGUACAGAAGCUGUUGGGAGAACAAGAAAGCCGACACGAAGGACACGAAAGCGAAACCCCGUGUGUUCAAUAGCCUCCUAUUGAACGCACUUCCUUCGUGGAAAGUGCACUUCUCGUAAUAGCGAUCGUUUCAGAUUUCCGUUCGAAUUCCAGUGCGCACCGCGCGUGUUUCGCUUUUGAUGCCCUUUGUAGACGUGUGUCUUAUAUCACGGCGGAGAACGGCCGUGAUGUUGGAGCGUCGAGCCCGAUCGCGGCUAUUGGCAACCGGAAUUGCCAAAAAGUCACCUUCUACCUUCCUCCUCGCGCGACGCAUCGAAGCGCGGUGAGUCGGAGCGCGAGGACCGGUAGAACGUUGUAGCAGGGCGGAACGAGCGUUAAGUGCGAAAGACGAUAAGUGUUUGUGAGUGCGCGCGUGUGUGUGUACAUGUAUGUGAGAGAGCGUAUGCGUGAAAGAUAGAGAGAGAAAGAGAGUGAGAGAAGGAGAGAAUUGUCGCAAUUUAUAGCGAAGUAAAAUUUUGCAAAAGUCCCCGCUGUAUCAUUACCGUAUUUACACUAGUAGCGUAGUUUUACUGAAUCUACAUCUUAGUCUAUCGACAUUCGACACAACGUAUGUACGCGUCAUGCGACUCGGAGGAACAAACUGAUGUAUUAUCUUUUCUUUCGCCUUUUACUUUUUAAUCAACGGAACGUAACGAUCGAACGGCGUGCCCGCAAUGGCUGCUCCCGUCGUGCUCUCAAGGUCGCGUGUUUCGGAGAACGAGUGCCGUUUUCGAUAAGUGCGCGCGCGCGCGAAAUAUUCCGAAUACAAUAGAGUCUGUAGCGGAGCGUGCUAGCGCGCCGAAAAAUCCCGCCGGCAAAAUGCGAGAUCGCAAAUCGCUGACAAACGAAGGAAGAAGAAAAUAAAAGAAAAAUUCUCUGAUGCUAUUUUUAUAAUGUAACGACGAUUGUGUGUAGCGACGACUCGCGUGUGUGCAUCCCCGCGGCACUCCUUCUCCGCGCUCGCGAAUCGACACGCCGCGAGCAGGCACGGUAGGAUAGACCGAACUGGAUCGAAAUAAUACCGGAGACAGUUGUCGCGUUUGAAACGCCAAUGACAACUCAAAAGUUUCAAAGGUUAUUUCGAUCCGAUCCACCUCUCGGUCUAGUCUACAGAGAGGGCUGUUGCCGUGGUUCAAAAGAAACGCUCUUCUCUCGCAGUCUCUGCCGAAGGAGAGACGCGAGAUGAAGCUCUGCGGAAUCGGCAGAAUCGAACUGGACGGAGGAUGUCGACGAAAGAGCUGCGAGACACACUCUCUCGCAGUGUUCUGCAUUUGAUCGGCACCACGUUAUUCGACUUGGAAAAUUUCAACCUGUAGGCACGAUCAUUCUAUGCCGGGAUCCUUCGAUGAUAGUUCUAACGAUAUUUGUUUCCGACGCGCUAAAACGUGUUCAUAAUCGAAUGAUACUAAUGAUCUUGUAAAUCUGUCUUUCCAGUUCGACUCUCUAUGAAAUUCGGCGAGGAGAAAAUUGUACUUUCAUUAUCACGACAUUGUUACACUGAAUGGUUAAACGUUAGAGUUUUUUUUU
Messenger RNA from Odontomachus brunneus, 6694 nucleotides. Its product is annotated as prominin-like protein. The record is from RefSeq and is a predicted model, not a curated record. NCBI's taxonomy places the organism in Eukaryota, Metazoa, Arthropoda, Insecta, Hymenoptera, Formicidae. Bases 62 to 3046 code for a protein of 994 amino acids. The transcript has 17 exons. Gene Ontology annotation, cellular component: membrane.